UAUUAAUCCAAUAUUGAAAAACAUAAAAUGUUUUCGUAUUUCAACCAAAAAUCAAAUACAUUUAUGAAUUUUGUCAAUUGAUUUAAUUUGGUAAUUAAAAUUGAGGUUAUGUUCUGAUGUAAAAACGAAUUCCAACUAGAGGUUAUGGAGGUUAAGAUACAUCUUUUAAACAAUAAUGUUUUAAAGCAGCCUUUUAGAAGACAAUAAUUCAAUAAUAAAUCCGCCCCUUCUAUUUACAUUCAAAUCCCGAAUGGCAACUUUUGCAGGGAGCGAGUUCAACGACCUCGCUAAACUUCUUUUCAAAUGCCUCAGCACUACCAACCUGAAUUUUGACCCCUUAAUGUACAUCGAAAAUUUUGAAAAAUGUAAAACGAAUGUUUCCCGGGUUGAGUUUGUUUUAAAAGACAUGCAACGAUACCCAAAAAUAUUUGCAAAAUUCACCAAAGAUAAAAAAGAUGAUCAGGUCGCAUUGAAACACUAUGAAAAUGGAAGACUUGCAUUCAACAAUUUUAAUUAUUGGGACGCUUUAGAGAACUACACUCGGUGUAUCGCUUGUGCUGAGAAUCCCAGAACUCUCGCCAUGGGACACAGAAAUCGAGCAGAGUGUUUUCUUCAACUCAAAAUGAAGACCAAAUGUGAAGAGGAAAUCAAACGCGCGAAAAGUCACAGCUUGAAGCAGGAGAUUGAUGAUUUUAUUGCGAAGCUAAACCAAAUUGAAGAUUCAACUUGUAAAACUUUUGAACCAAUUCCCGGUUAUAUCAAUUUUCACCCGAACGAUAACAUUCAGAGUGCCAACAACUGUGUUAAAAUAGGUCCGAAUUUAAUUGUCGCAAGUAGAGACAUCGAAAUAGGGGAAAUACUCGCAAUAGAGAAGCCCUGGGCUGCUGUUUUAACAACCGAUCGUUUGACACACUGUCACGAGUGCCUCUGUCUGUGCUACAACCUCAUCCCGUGCCCCAAAUGCACUGUUGCUCUUUUUUGUAGUGAAUUAUGCAAAGAUAAGGCUCGUUCUUACCACAAAUACGAGUGUCCAAUUUUACUCACAAUUUGUUACCGCGCUCUUUGCGAAUUUGCUAUUGAUGAAGCAAUGCUAUUAGCGUUUAAAGUAGCAAUUUUAGCUAAAGACGACUAUUCUAAUUUGGAUUAUAUGCGUUUGGAUGGAACGUAUCGCUCAGAUAGAUACAACGAAGUUCAUUUUUUGAAACCAGACGGUGAAUUUUCACGUUUUGAGAUUUUCCACCAAGCGAUUUUGACCGCAUUUGUCUUUGAUUUACUGUGGCAGUAUACGAGUUUCUUCAGCGGGAUUUUUUCUUCAACUGACACUCAAAUCAAAUUCAAAGACGUUUUUAUGAUGCAAUUGCAGCGCAGUCACAGCGCUGUCAAAAUUUACGAAUUUGUACAAAAGUUCGAUUUUUGUGGUACGGCCAAUUAUAGCUUGGGGGCUUAUUCGUUUUUUUCGCUUUUUCCACACUCUUGUUGUGCGAACGUUAUGAAGACUUAUCACGGUAAUGUCAUGGUUUUGCGAGCGAUAAACACGAUUAAAGAAGGCGAAGCGUGUUUUGUUAAUAGGUUUGGACUUAGAUACGACGUUGCUGAUAAAAAAAUGCGACAAAAAUUUCUCUCCGAUUAUAAAAUACCUUCAUGUGAGUGCAAAGCUUGUAAGGAAGAUUGGGUUCCGAAUUUGGACGGUGUUGACUCAAUUUGUGAAAAAUUGGAUGUUCCUGUCAUGGAACUUGGGGAGAUUGUGACAAAUUUAAUUGGGAUAAAUGUAGAUAAGGCUAGUGUUUUUUUGCCACUGUUAAAGGAAGAACUGGAGAAGUGUGAAAUGGCAGAACCGGAUGGAAGUGUCUUGGCUUUGAAACAUUUAAUCGUUCAUUGUUUUGUGAUAUUUGGGAAUAAGAAAAUACAAUAUGACGGCCGUGAUGUUGUUUUCGAGCUCUGAUUUUUAUAUUUUAUUAAAUGAUAAGAUGAAUUAAAAAAAAUAAAUGUUAAUUAAUUUGUGUAUUUUGACAUUAAAGAAUUUAUUUUAUUGUA
Molecule: messenger RNA, 2034 nt
Organism: Tribolium castaneum (red flour beetle)
Lineage: Eukaryota; Metazoa; Arthropoda; Insecta; Coleoptera; Tenebrionidae
Exons: 4
Coding region: 251-1942 (563 amino acids)
Molecular function (GO): protein binding
Source: RefSeq, a predicted model, not a curated record